ACGUGACUGAGAUCACAUGACUCCUUAAUGGCAACAUGGCGUCCAGACUGAAGCAGAGUUUGGCCGUACAGGCUGUAAAAACAUAUUUUAAAGUUUUAGUAGUUUUAUCCGGAUUGUGUUUUAUGUGUGCACCUGCUCAAGCUGAAAUACGAAGUGCUGUUAUUGACAAGCAAACGGGAAAACUGGCCGUUAUAGAGGGGUACCGAGGAGAUUUUGUUGCCUGGGGCAACUUCAGUGAUGAGAUUGAGAGAACAGGGUGAGUUCACCAGUGGAGUUAAAGAUGUCAAACCUUUCUUUUGUUAGCUGAGAGCUGUGAAAUAGUAGAUGAAUGGGGAAAAAAACUCUUUGAUCAUUUCUCUCCUGCUAAAUACAUUGCAUGAUAUGUCGUCAUAUCCCAAAGUGUCUGAAGAAUUCAGCAGCUAAUGUUUGGCUAAUUGUAAACAUUAUAAGAAAAGGGUAUGGCGAGCAAAGUAACAGCAACCAAUAAACAGAUUAUUCUUAAAUAAGUACAGAACUGAACAUUUUCGUGUGAUCGUUGUUCUUGCUGAGUCAUUUUCUGUGAUUAAAUGAACAGCUGACCAACAGUAUCGACUCCCAACGAUUCAGCUUACCUUUGCACAUCAGCAAAUUCCAAAACAAGACGCAGUGUAAGGGUCAAAUUAAAGGUUUUUUUUAAAGGGUUUCGAUUGAAAAGUCUUUCUGUUACGAGAAUUGAACAGUAAACAAACAAAACAAAAAAAACCCGAAAUGUUACGAAGUUUAAGUCAUAAUAUUUUUUGGAACAAAGUCGUAAUAAAGUCAUUGUAUUACCGCGGCCCCAACACUUCCUCGCAGUAUGGUAACAGAAUCUGGAAGUAAACUUGUACUGGGCUUCUGUCCAAAUAAAGAAGAAGUAGUCUGUCAAAGCCUCUAAAAACUGGAUUAUAAAACAAUAAAUGUAUGAAAUUUAAUCACAGAUUUAAAAAAAAUGAAACAAUACACAAGUAGUUUUGGAUCUGUGAGUCUUGACAUGUCAGAGAAUAUUGGUCCGAUCAGGAUCAGGGAUACGGCUCAACUUACCCCACUCCUACGGUCAACUUACCUCCUAUUGACCAUAGGAGACCAGUUUUUUUUGGCAUGCUAUAUUAUCAAGACAGUUAUGUUUACACUCAUUCUGUUGGUUUUCAGGGAUGCACAACAUCUUGAAAUAUAUGCAGAUACACUUGUUAGAGACAAAACUAUGAUUGCCUUGAUGUAGUGAUCCGAAAUAUGAAAAAUGGCUCAUCUUACCCCACUUCUCCCCUAUGGUAUAGCCUGUCCCCUUUUAAUUUUGCCGUCACAGACAGGUCAGUCAUAUGUGCUCUCCUUCCAGCUGGGCGUUCUUAGAAGUCACUACCAGUGGUCAGUACAAUGACAGUCUGCAGGCAUAUGCUGCGGGUGCAGUGGAGGCUGCUCUCACAUCUCAGGUCAGUCUAAACCUUGGAUCCACAACCCAGUUUGUCCUAGGCUUACCAUGCAAUUAAAAUCUGUCAUUGACUUUUUAAUUUGUGUAGCUCAUCUAUAAGCACUGGAUGAACACUCUGAUGGGCUACUGUGGACCAUUUACAUCUCAAACGGGUUACUGUGAGCGCCUUAAGGCUUUCAUUUCCGCCAACAUGCAAUGGGUUCAGGAGCAAAUAGAGAAGCAGCCAAGUUCACCCUACUGGUACCAGGUAACAACUGAGAAAAUUUAUGUUACAUAAAAUUUGUUUCAUAGACAUCAUGUUUAUGUAUUUUUGUGAUAUUUUCUGCAUAUCAGGUGCGCCUGGCUCUCCUGCAGCUGAAAGGCCUGGAAGACAGCUACAAUGAUCAGCUGUCAUUUCCAACUGGGUCUUUCUCCCUCAACCCAUUUGGCUUCCUGUAUGUGAUUACCUCCAUUUAUUGUUUAACAUGUCGCUCCACUGCUAUACAGAUUGAAAUCAUUAAAACUUGUGCUGUAACCUGCACUUUUACUCUUUCCACUCAGACUUUUCCAAAUGGGUGGAGAUCUGGAGGACCUGGAAUCAGCUCUGAACAAAUCCAGCCAAACCCGACCUCUUGGUUCUGGCUCUUGUUCUGCUCUUGUUAAGCUGCUGCCAAACAAUAAAGACCUGCUGGUGUCGCAUGACACCUGGAACGUGUACCAGGCCAUGCUGCGCAUUAUGAAGAAAUACAUCUUUUCUUUUAAGGUUUCUCCAUCAGGUAGCCCUCUUUUAGGAAAUACACUUCCUUUUGAUUACUACUCCUGCCACUGAGUUCUGUGGAAUUGGGAAGAUAUCCCCCUUGUUUCUGUAGAGUUUUUAAGCUGUUCAGUAAUCAGAGCUGAAAACAAGGGCAACAAAGAAUCCUUACAAAAUAGGUGCAAUGACUUCAUGGAAAAAGUCAACAAGUCAAUGUUUUAGAUUAAAUAAGAUGCAUAAAUAACUGAGCUUUAGUGGUGCUUUUUUUGUAAUUACCAGACAACUAUGCUGGAUGUUGUCAGCCUUUGUGCCAAGCUAAGCUAAAUGGCUACUGUGCACAGAAGUGUGGUUAGCAAUUUGAUAACAACUUCUUUAUUAAGUAAUUGAAAACAAAUGAAUUUCAAACCACUUCUUCAAACCUUGUUAACCAAAGACCUGCAGCCCAUAACCUGAAGCACCAUUUCUCUUUAAAUUUGAAGCUCUUUGACUUGACUCCCUGUGGCCAUGGUCUAAGAUAUAAAUAUGGAUUUACUGACCACAAAUUAGUUAUAGACUAUUGUUAUGUGUUCGUUUUCAGACAACGAUCUUCUCCCAGGGGGAAUUCAGGCCUUUUCAUCUUAUCCUGGAUCUAUCUUCUCCGGAGAUGACUUUUAUAUUCUAAGUAGUGGUUUGGUAAGAGACUUUUUCUGCUUAAUAAUAUCACUAACUGUUAAGAUGCCGUAGUGUUCCAAUUUUGAAUUUUUGGCAUGUAAUUUUAUUUUAAGACUGUGCUUCUUGUUUGUUAUCCAUCUUGUGAUUGCAGGUUACUUUGGAAACCACCAUUGGCAACAGUAAUCCUGCGCUCUGGAAAUUUGUUCAGCCCACAGGAACCGUCAUGGAGUGGCUGAGGAACAUAGUUGCUAAUCGACUGGCUGUCACUGGCAAAGAGUGGGCUAAGAUAUUUAGCAUGUUCAACAGUGGAACGUGAGUUAUGUGCUCCAGAGAGAAACUAGCUCUCAUGAGUUUUUGACAGACACUAUCCCCACUUUGUCUAAGAGUUAUCUCCUAAAUAGACUCUGGCCUGAGUUUUUUUGCCACAUUUUGCCUUGUGUUCAAAUUCCCCGUGCAUGAGAAGGAAGGAUAAGAUUUAGUGUGACCUUUGAUUUUAAGAUGUACUAAUAGCAGUGAAGGGAGCAGGAAAAGGGCAUUUAUAAUCAGGAGUCACAUGAGAAGUCAGUCCAGACAUCCAGCUGGAAAGGCGCUGUCAGGAUGAUAGUUUGUGAAUCAUCAGUUCCAUGAUUAUACACUGUUGAUGUAUAAAAAAUAUCACUAAAUACUAGAAGGUUUUAUGGAUUUUUGUUCUUGAUUGUUUUAAAUGACUGUAUAUGUAUAUAGGUACAACAACCAGUGGAUGAUUGUGAACUACAACCAUUUUACUCCAGGAAAGACUGACAUUAAAGAGGAGCUCUUUGUUGUGCUGGAACAGAUACCGUAGGUCUUUGCUUCCCAUCUAAAUAAAUAAAAAUAGAAAUUCUGGAAUUUCUAUUUAUGACUCGUGGAUCCAUAACUUUUUUUCUCUACCUUAAUUCUGCAGGGGUUUAAUUGUUUACACCGACAAAACUCAAGAAUUGCUGGGGAAAGGCUACUGGGCAAGUUACAACAUACCGUAGGUUUGAAAUCUUCAAGCUUCAUGUUAAUGUAUUAAUUGUGUAGCUUAUGAGAGUAUUAAAUGUGAUUUUUUUCUUUGUUCAUGCAUGCCUGUGUAAAGGUACUAUGAGGACAUAUUUAAUGCCAGUGGCUGCAAUGAGCUGGUUGAGAAGUUUGGCCCUUGGUUUUCCCUGGACCAGAAUCCUAGGGCUCAGAUAUUCAGGAGAAACCAGACAGCUGUCAUAGAUCUGGACUCAAUGGUCCGACUCAUGAGGUAAAGAUUGGUUGUCAAUAGAUCAAAGGUUGGACAAUUCCGUCUGUGUUUGAUUGUUAGUACACAAAUUGUGUCCUCUAACAUAAGCUUUGGUAUUUUCACAUUUUAAGUUUAAACCUUUUUAGCUAAAUUAAUUGUCUCUUCCUAGGUAUAAUAACUUUAAAGAGGACCCGCUGUCAAGGUGUGAUGGCUGUGAUCCACCUUGGAAUGGAGAGAAUACUAUCUCAGCCCGUUCAGACCUGAACCCAGCCAAUGGAACCUAUCCGUUUGGCGCUUUAAAGCAGAGACCACAUGGAGGAACAGAUAUGAAAGUUGGUCAUUUUCUUGCUACAAUCCAUACCUGUCUGUCCAGACUUUUCAUGAUCCCAAAAUAUUGUCUGUGUGAUCUUAGAGAGAUGUAUUUUUAAUCAGGGGUUUUAUGUGUGUUCCUGUGCAGAUGACUUCUUAUGGGAUGUUUCGGGACUAUGGUAUGCUAGCAGUGAGUGGACCCACAUGGGACCAGGUGCCACCCUUCCAGUGGAGCACUUCCCCUUACAAAGAUCUGAUGCACAUGGGACACCCUGACAAAUGGACAUUCGAGCCCAUAAAAGUCUCCUGGACUUCCUAAUUUUUACUAUACUGUAAUGCAAGGGAAAUGAAAUGAUGCUGAAUGUGCUGUUCGACAAAGGGAAAUUUUACCUACAUUUUAUAAAAUGAGUUUUAUGAACACAAUAAUCAUGGUUUCAGUUUUGAAGAGAAAGGCAUUAGUAUUCUGGAACUAUCACAAUGUAAAGCAUGGUACUUGAACAAAAAAUAUGCACCAAAAAUUCAGUUAAACCUUCACUGUGAGGCAGUGUGAACUAAAGCACAUUUCACACUUUGCAGUAGCAAAGUUGGAGCUUCUAAAUAAAAGGGAUAUUCCGGCGUAAGAUUAAUUUAAGGUCAAACACACCGUAACACCAAGUUAGACACCCAUCGAGAGAUGACUGUUGCUGACUGCUUGCUUCUCUAGUUAUACCAACUUUAGUAACGACCGUACGAUGGCAAUACACAGUGGUCUGAGGAGCCAUACACAAACCUCAAACAAAACGCCACUCUAUAACCACAAAUGAUGCUCACCUAACUUCAUCAACAGUACAUACAGUAUAAGGUCCCAGCCAUAGCACUAGCCACCAAACAUCUUUUUAACUUUGCCUAAUUUCUUUAGCAAAGCGACUCAACACAACUCACCCACUCUCUUCAGCAGCCGCUUGUUUAUAGCCAGACCUCAGGUCAGUCCAUUACGGACUGCUGCGGGGUGACGCAGCUCAAGGAAUAACCCUUUAAACUAUAUCAGCUUUCCAUUUUUUUGUUUUUAAGAUUCCGUUUAUAACUCAUACUGAUUGUAAAUGUAAAUUAUACCAAUUUUAACUGCUUCGUGAGUGAUGGAGUUGUAAAAUAUUCUCAAUGGACUUUUUUUUUAGCAAUCACCACAAGAUUGUUGAAAGGAUGAAAAUGUUGAUCAUGAAUUAAAUGCUCUUUAUCCUUA
Xyrichtys novacula (pearly razorfish) is the source of this 5584-nucleotide messenger RNA. The record is from the annotation of a GenBank genome assembly. NCBI's taxonomy places the organism in Eukaryota, Metazoa, Chordata, Actinopteri, Labriformes, Labridae.